Messenger RNA from Rubroshorea leprosula, 601 nucleotides. The record is from the annotation of a GenBank genome assembly. NCBI's taxonomy places the organism in Eukaryota, Viridiplantae, Streptophyta, Magnoliopsida, Malvales, Dipterocarpaceae.
GUUUGGAGAGAGACUGCCAACAUUGUGAAAGAAGGAUGUAACAUUCUCCCCUUUUAACUCCCACCUUGAUCUCUCUCAGUGGAAUAUGGAAGAAAAGAAGUGUGAAGAAGAUGGCACACUGAAUGAAGGCGGAGCUGAGAUUUCUAUUUCAGGUACAAACCAGCCAAGAGAUUUGCUCAAAGUGGAGUCUAAGCCAAAGCGUGUAGAAAUAUCAACUGUUGCUUCAGAUGUUAGAAGCAAUGAGGAUAAAAACUGGGAAAUUGAUGUUUUGAGAUCAUGCUGCACCUACUCUCCUAGUGUUGGUGCCAUGGCUUGUGAUGGACUUUGGAAGGUGUCAGUACCUGGGUAGUCAAAACCUAAUGACCAAGUGGAGGAAGGGAGAGUUGGCACCUAAGCAAAAAUAUUGGCACCUAUUUCUCAAGGCUCAAGGAUCAAGGAUGUCUAGAUCUCAGCUGAAGAUGAGCAUUUGUGGUUUGUGCAUGGUGUCAACACUCAGGACCCAAGUGUUGAGACCUUUAGUUGCUGACAGCUUUUUAUGUAUGCUGUACUUGUACCCAUACAUUGUAUGCUGAUCAUUUUUAUAGGGGAUGAUUUUGAUCUG